Neltuma alba is the source of this 507-nucleotide messenger RNA. RefSeq lists its product as uncharacterized. The coding region runs from base 1 to 507 and encodes 168 amino acids. The record is from RefSeq and is a predicted model, not a curated record. Lineage: Eukaryota; Viridiplantae; Streptophyta; Magnoliopsida; Fabales; Fabaceae. The transcript has a single exon.
AUGUCCCCCUUCCGGUUGCUCUAUGGCAAGGCUUGCCAUCUACCUAUGGAGAUCGAGCACAAAUCUUAUUGGGCAAUCAAGGCAUGUGAUGCAGAUCUCGAAUCUUCACUAGUCAAUCGGAAGAUGCAACUCCAAGAACUUGAAGAAAUGAGACUUGAAUCCUAUGACAAUGCCAGAAUCUACAAAGACAAGCUGAAAAUGAUUCAUGACAGACAGAUUCUGAGGAAGCAGUUUUAUGAAGGUGACAAGGUUCUAAAGUUUAAAGCCCGGUUGAAGCUGAUGCCCGGGAAGUUUGUCACCAAGUGGGAAGGUCCGUUUAGAGUUACUAAAGUAUAUCCCUUUGGCACGGUAGAGCUCGUAGAUGAGGAGACCGGUAUAACUUCACAAGUCAACGGCCAUCUGCUGAAGCACUACCACGAGGAUCAAAGACCUCCUGAUCACCCGGUUGUUCCCUUCCACCCUACUCUUUUACUUUCUGUUGUAUUGCUGGUGAUAUCUGUUUGCUGA